Messenger RNA from Tuber aestivum (summer truffle), 1364 nucleotides. The record is from the annotation of a GenBank genome assembly. NCBI's taxonomy places the organism in Eukaryota, Fungi, Ascomycota, Pezizomycetes, Pezizales, Tuberaceae.
AUGGCAACCUUCACUCCCCGUACCCGCUUCCUGUCCCAUCUCUACCGCCCCCGUCUACACCAUCGCAUCUAUCAAGUUCGAAAUGUGCCACCGAUCCACCGCUCCCAACACACCCACACUCACGCCCCGCCAGAGCCCAUCCGCCUAAAACUCCCCCCAACCCUCUCCCUCUUCAUCGCCGCUUCGGGACUAAUCUAUUACGCCGCAACCCUCCACAUAUCACCGCAACCAAAGAACCUAAACCCCCAGACUUUCACCGCGUACACCCUCACCUCAAAAACCCCCGUCGCGACGUCUCCGCCCAGUCACACUGCAAUAUUCAGCCUACGCCCCGAGCACCCCCCGGGUCAGCAAUUGCCGUUCACCGAGGGGAUACUCUCGGUGCAGGUCAAGCAGCCGCAGUUGCAAAUCGCCAGGUCUUACACCCCGCUACCCAGUAAUCCCGGAGAAGAGAAGGAUGGGACUCUGAGGUUUCUGGUAAAGCUGGAGCCGGGCGGGGAAGUGACGAGGUAUCUUUUCUCAUUGGGCCUCCAAGAUAAAGUUUUCCUUCGAGGGCCAAUGGUGGAGUACACUUUCCCGCCAGUGGGUGAAGUGGAUAAGACGUUGUUCAUUGCCGGGGGCACGGGGGUUGCGCCCGCGCUCCAAUUAGCUGCCAACUCGCUCACUCCGGAGACGGAGAUCUUUUGGGCUGUGCGGAGCAGAGCGGAAACGGAGGGCGCUAUGGCGGAGGAGGUGGAAGACUUAGUGCGGAAGACCGGAGGUAAGGUCUCUGUAAAGGUUUUUGUGGACGCGGAGGGUGGGAUUGGGAUUCAAGAUGUGGAGAGGGGAAUGGAAGGGGGCAAAGUUGCUGUCGUAGUAUCCGGGCCAGAGGGGUUUAUCAAGCGGGUCGCCGGGGAGAAGACGUGGAGGGAGGGGCGCGAGGAGCAGGGAAAGUUGGGGGGCGUGGUUAGGAAGGUUCUUGAGAAGAGGGGUGGGGAGGUGAGAGUUUUCAAACUUUAAUUGGAGGGGAAUUAGCUUACAUAUUGAAUUUGUGCCUGGGGGGUGUAUAAAUGGUUGUAUGUUUGUCUAUAGAAGCUGUUUUAGUACGAUACCACUUGACGUAAAGGAUCCAAGCCGGUCCCAAAGAGGUUUGCUUAUCAUGCGGAUGCUAGACAGCAAAGUUAGCGGUUACAAUUCAUAGAAGAAAAAAAUACCCAUAACCCAAUGGCCAUUUCCCUAACAAUGGACGACUACUAGUACAUAAGCUAUAGUCCACACGUGAAUUUUCACAACACAAUCUUUUCCACCGUAUGAUACCAUAUCCAUCCGCAAAUACCCCCUCACUAGAACCUUUCCACCGAGACGCAAAAAAAAAACAUUCCAUC